GGAAGUAGCUGUUUGUUCUGGACGGAAGUCAGCAGUCAGAUAAGUUAGAUGUAGUUUACACUGCAUUUUGGGAACAUUUUUUAAUUUGGGUGUUUUAGUCGGUUCGUUAGUUUUGUUUAACUUAUUCCGGUCGGCUGUCAUUUCGGUUAGCUCGGUCGGUCGGUCGCAGUUAACUCUGUCACGUUUCCGUUAGUUGACACGACAGGAAGCAUCGCUAACGUAGCACUGAAGUUAACGUUAGCAGACAUAUAACGGACUAGCCAGCUAGCUAACGUCAGCUGUCCCAACACACAGGCCAGAAACAGAUGAUUAUAACGGUCAUUAUGUAUAUUUAUUAAACUUGUAUAUAUCCAGGAGGUUAUUUAGCUUGCGGUUUGGUUAGCUCGCCCGCAGUUUCGUAACGAUAACUGUUAGCAGCAUUUUAGUGGGGCUAGCUGAGCUAUCGUUCAGAGAGCGAAAAAAAACGGUAACGUUACGUUUUGCUCGAAACUGGCUCAGCUUUCGCUUUUCAAAGUUGAUGUCUCCAGUUAUAAUGAAAUAGCUGCGGGAUAAUCCAGCUGCUAUGGUGUCUGCCACACCGCUGCACCUGCCAAGUUGAUCGACAGUCAGUGAGACACCUGGUCCAGCAUGAAGGCCCUCGGAUCCAGAUUCUCCUUCUAUGCGGGUUUCGUGGUGGGAACCUUCACACUGUACGUGUUUCUGCGGCAGGUGUGGUUUGAGAGGACUGUGUCAGCACAGCAGGCCGGCAGCUUUGAUAAACUUCAUGACUACCAGCUACAGCUCGAGGAGGAGAGGAAAAUAUGGAAGAAGGAGAGGUCUGCUCUUUUCAACCUGAAGCACCCUCAUCAUAAAGGUGAGGAUAGUGGCAUGGCUGAUGAACUGUAUAAAAAGGUGCGUAUUCUUUGCUGGGUGAUGACUGGACCCAACAACCUGGAGAAGAAGGCUCGGCAUGUGAAGUCCACGUGGAGUCGCCACUGCAAUAUUGUGGUCUUCAUGAGCUCUGUGGAGGACCCGGACUUCCCCACGGUGGGCCUAGGUACAAAGGAGGGUCGGGACCAGCUCUACUGGAAAACAAUCCGAGCCUUCCAUUACGCCUACGAGCAUCACAUCAAUGAGGCAGAUUGGUUCCUCAAGGCAGAUGAUGACACCUAUGUAAUAGUGGACAACCUGCGGUGGAUUCUUUCGAACCACACGCCGGAGGAGCCGAUUUACUUUGGCAGAAGAUUCAAGCCCUACACCAAGCAGGGCUACAUGAGUGGUGGUGCAGGCUAUGUGUUGAGCAAAGAGGCUUUGCGGCGAUUUGUUGAAGGAUUUAAAACUAACGUGUGCACUCACACUACCUCUGUGGAGGACCUGGCAAUGGGGCAGUGCAUGGAGAAAGUUGGGGUGCUGGCAGGGGACUCCAGAGACACUGCACACAGGGAGACAUUUCACCCAUUUGUCCCCGAGCAGCACCUCACUGCCAAGUUUCCUAAAAGCUUCUGGUACUGGAGCUACUGCUACUACCCCAUCUCAGAGGGUCCAAACUGCUGCUCGGACUUGUCGGCGUCAUUCCACUACGUAGAUGCUUCACACAUGUAUUUACUGGAGUACUACACGUAUCACCUGCGUGCCUUUGGCUACAGAUACCGUUACCAGCCCCCCACCCCGCAAGGCUAUAACAUUGAGCAGUUGAGUUCCCGGGAUGCUUCAGAAGGCAAAAAGGAGCCGACUUCUCAGGAGAAAGGGCGAGGAGAGGGGGAUGAUCCGUCCAGGACUGACAAGAGACAGGAUGCAGAUCCCCCCCCUGUAAAGAAAGAACCUCCUGCUGCUCCAGCAGGCAAAUAACAGUAGGAUUGUGUGGGUGUGUGAAGUGAAGGGGACUGAUCAUUAGGUAGGGGGGGGGUGUAUUUGCUUAUUCAUUGAUAGUCUUUGCUCAUAUUUCUACAAAAGUAGAAAUACAGUCCACUUUGAUUUGAAAUGUCCCCACAUGUAAGUGCGUAGCUGAAGGACUCCUACUAAUGUGAAUUGCGUCUGCAAGACUGGUCUUAAGGCAGCAGGUGAUUUAUGACUUCUACCCUGGUUUUUCGAGUUUGUUAGGGUUUUUUUUUUUAAACAGCUGACUGUCCUCUUUAGAAGUUAAAUGGCUUUCUGUGAGCUGCAUUCAUUUGUAAAUGAACUAAAGCACCUUUUUAAUUCAUAUGAGUCGGGUAUAAGAACCAAGUAUUUUCCAGAACCAGUUAAAUUAGAUUUUUUAGAUGUUUUAUUCUUUUCUUGACUGAAGUAAAACCCACCAAAACAACGCGAUCUACCACGCUCUUGGUUUGCUGAAGCUGUUUGACUUCAUUUCACACAGAUAACUAAAUGCCUUGGAAGCCAAUGAGAACCAAUUAUAUGUCCUGACCCGGUCAAACGGCUGUCAGAGAAAGAAAUUUAAAAAAGUGCCUCACCUUUUACAUUCAGUCAAACGCUCACUUUGUCUAUAGGUGACAUAAGUAUUUUCUUUUGCGCAUACUGUGGUUUGCAUGUCAGUUUGCUGUUCUCAGACUUGUUUCGGGCUGCAUUCAAAAGCAUUUUCACAAUACAGGCAAGUUAUGUCCAUGUGUUGUGUAGGAAUGAAUCCUCUUUGUUAGGUUGUAUGCUGCGGUAGCUCUGAUAAGACUGACUUCACAAAAAAGAUUUGUCUUAAAUAAUAAUUUUAAAAGUUUUAUUACAAGUUUUGUUUACAGGACUAGGGCUUCAACUAGCUUAAUAUUAUUUUUUAUUACUGAUUAAUAAGGAGAUUAAUUUCUUGACUAAUUAUUUGGCCCAUAAAACAGUCUUCAAACAGCAGUCAAAAACACAGAAAUAAUCAGUUCUAGUGUUUCCCACAGAAUUAGAAUCGUUUUUCAGUGGGUCGGCAAAUAUUCUGUUUGUGUGGUGCGUGCGUGUCCCUUUGUGAUCAGUCUACAGUAUGUCCCCUCUCUGAAUUCUCUCUGAGGUUUCUGCGGGUCUGUGAAUACAACACAGAGUGAACUCUUCAUGAGGCUUUUUGUUUUUCCUCAGCAGCAGUAUGUUGAGUUUGGGUCGCAUGGUGGCAAAUUGAUCAGUUGAUCAGUUUGUGCUCAGAUCGAUGUAUUAGACGGGCAGCUGCUGCAGAGGCAAGUAAAAGCAUAGUGCGCGGUUUCCAUGGGAACGCAGCUGGUUUCAACCAAAGUAGUUUGGAAAAACGAUAGACAGCGCUCAAGUGAGAGCGCUGCUGUUCCAAGAAAUAGUGUUUUGCUUCUGUAUGAAUUAAUGAAUGGUAGAGUUUCACGUUCACCGUGCCCAGAGUACGCUCUGUUCUCCAUGAGUGUGGUGCUCUGAAUAAUUGAACAGUGU
This is a messenger RNA of Epinephelus moara (kelp grouper), 3339 nucleotides long. RefSeq names its product core 1 synthase, glycoprotein-N-acetylgalactosamine 3-beta-galactosyltransferase 1, like b (gene c1galt1lb). The transcript is spliced from 4 exons. Gene Ontology annotation, molecular function: N-acetylgalactosaminide beta-1,3-galactosyltransferase activity. The record is from RefSeq and is a predicted model, not a curated record. Gene Ontology annotation, cellular component: membrane. Lineage: Eukaryota; Metazoa; Chordata; Actinopteri; Perciformes; Serranidae. The coding region runs from base 628 to 1827 and encodes 399 amino acids.